AUGAUCGAGAAUUUUAUGACCCAGUCAAAUAUGAUGCUUCAUUUUUACGUUUCACCUAACCAAUCAGCGAAAUCAAAUGCAGCUGUUUUUAUUUCAAGUUUUAGAAUGCUACAUUGCAAAAUGAAUGCAGAAGAAUCAUUUAAACCACUACGUCCAAUAUCAUCAACACUUAAACCUUUUCGUGAUGCUUCAACUCUUCCGUCAACAUUUGAUUUAUCGGUGUUAGAUUGUUUACGAGGUCUUCAACACGCAAUUGAACUCGGAUGGUUUAAUAUUGAUACCUUCGAUCCAGAGACUUGGGCAAGAAUUGAAGCAAUCGAAAAUGGCGAUAUGAACUGGCUCAUACCAAACAAAUUACUUGCAUUUGCAUCACCAUAUUCGACGAAUAUCCUUCCAGGAGGUUUUAGAGUUGCAACUCCAGCAACUGUCAUCCCAGAAUUCAAAAAUCUUGGAAUCACACAUGUUAUUAGACUUAAUAAACCAUUUUACGACUGCGAAGAAUUUAAACAAGCAGGAUUCAAGCAUACCGAAUUAUAUUUCCUCGAUGGAAGCACUCCACCGCAACAUAUUUUAGAAGAUUUUCUAAAAAUUGCAGAAACAGAUGAAAUAAUAGCUCUUCAUUGCAAAGCUGGUCUUGGAAGAACGGGAACUCUUGCAGGCUGCUACAUGAUUAAAAAUCAUGGUUUUACAGCACGAGAGGCAAUAGGAUGGAUCAGAUUGUGCAGAGCUGGCAGUAUUAUUGGUCCACAACAACAAUAUUUAUUACAAUAUUAUAAUGAAAUGCAAAGACCACAAACAGACGCUAACCAAGUACAUGAACCACUUGUUCAACUCGGUUCGCACUCAAAGAGAUUGAUUAGAAAUACAGGAAAAGGAAUUAAAGUAAACGAUAACGGAGAAAACAACAGGAAAGGCAAAUGGAAACGACAAGAUACAGCUCGUGCACCUAUAAGAAGGCCAUUCCGCCCUGCUGGAGAUAAUUUAUGCGUUAGAGCAACUCCAAUUAACUCUUUUCAUCCUCAGCCAAGGAAAAUCAACCAAAAGGAAGUCAAUCGCGGAAAUUAA
Trichomonas vaginalis G3 is the source of this 1065-nucleotide messenger RNA. RefSeq names its product protein tyrosine/serine/threonine phosphatase protein. Gene Ontology annotation, biological process: protein dephosphorylation; positive regulation of cytokinesis; microtubule cytoskeleton organization. Gene Ontology annotation, molecular function: protein tyrosine/serine/threonine phosphatase activity. The coding region runs from base 1 to 1065 and encodes 354 amino acids. The transcript has a single exon. The record is from RefSeq and is a predicted model, not a curated record. Lineage: Eukaryota; Parabasalia; Trichomonadida; Trichomonadidae.